AUGAUCAUAGAAAGAAAUCCAAUUGGAGCACUGCAGGAAUUUUGUGUGGCUCGCAAGUGGCCCCAUCCCUACUAUGAGACAGUUGCUGAAGAAGGCCCCCCACAUGACAGGACCUUCAAGUUGCGGGUCACUGUUGGAGAAUACCAAGAGAUUGGUGAUGGCAAGAAGAAGAAAAUUGCCAAGUCAUUAGCUGCUUCCAAGAUGAUGAAGGUCCUCCUUACUAUCAAUAAAUUACCCAAGGGGAAGGUGAGCUUCCAAGAAAGAGUAGCUACUGCUACCUUGAUCUGGAUGCUUAUAUGCUUCGUUUCUGGAUGGAUACAGAAGAAGUUCUUCAAGUUCUUCCUCAUCACUGCCUUCAUUGCCAGCCUUAUCUUCAACUGGAAGGUUCUUUAUGAGAAGAAACUGAAUGAGAGACAUCUCAUCCUGGCUCCUGGGAUCCCUCCAGAGUGUCAAGAAGAUCCCUCCUUCUUCACAUCCUUGAUCCAAAGCUUCAAAGCAAACGUUUUUGGAGAUUAUGGCAGAAACAAGGUAUGUGAAGAAUACAAGAAAGCCAUAUACUCUGAGCCUGUGUGGGAAGUGACCCCAGCCAUUGUAUUUGCUGAAACUGUCACACAGACAGUUUUGUAUCCCUUGGAGCAAUUUGGCACCAAGCUUGCAAGGUUCCUUGGAGCCAUCAUCAGUGAGGUUGGAUGGAUGGGAUCCUGGGUGGUGCUAGGAAUUUCCUUCAUCCUGGUGAUAGUCACUGUAUUGGUGAUGAUAGUCACCAUAUUGGCUUCAUAUGGCUACUCUGUUCAAGUGUGGCCAUUCAUCUUUCUCUCCCCACCCCACCCUUACCAAAACCAACUUCCAGAUGUUGAUUAUUGCCCACCAGCUCCACAAAUGCCAGACCAAGUGGAUCGAGCAAGGUCGACGAUCGAGUGUCUGCGUGCUCAGGGGAUUGACACCCAUGGGGAUUGA
Molecule: messenger RNA, 957 nt
Organism: Darwinula stevensoni
Lineage: Eukaryota; Metazoa; Arthropoda; Ostracoda; Podocopida; Darwinulidae
Source: the annotation of a GenBank genome assembly